Messenger RNA from Centruroides sculpturatus (bark scorpion), 952 nucleotides. RefSeq lists its product as uncharacterized. The coding region runs from base 5 to 952 and encodes 315 amino acids. NCBI's taxonomy places the organism in Eukaryota, Metazoa, Arthropoda, Arachnida, Scorpiones, Buthidae. The record is from RefSeq and is a predicted model, not a curated record. The transcript is spliced from 2 exons.
UUCGAUGCAGGCAGGGCCGUCUUCAGCUCACGUUUACGAAGGAAUGACGCAGGCAUGGCCGUCUUCAGCUCACAUUUGCGAAGGAAUGACGCAGGCAGGACCACUUUCAGCUGACAUUUACGAAGGGAUGACGCAGGCAGGACCACUUUCAGCUGACAUUUACGAAGGGAUAACGCAGGCAGGAUUAUCUUCAGCUCACAUUUACGAAGGGAUGACGCAAGCUGGAACUAUUUCAGCUCACACCCACGAAGAGAUAAUGCAGGCAGCACCGUUUUCAGCUCACACUUAUGAAUGUUCGAUGCAGCCAAAACCGUCUUCAGCUCACACUCACGAAUGGAUAAUGCAGGCAGGACCAUCUUCAUUUCACAUUUACGAAGGGAUGAGGCAAGCAGGAACAAUUUCAGCUCACACCUAUGAAGAUAUAACGCAGGCAGCACCGUUUUUAGCUCACAAUUAUGAAUGUUCGAUGCAGGCAGGGCCGUCUUCAGCUCACGUUUACGAAGGGAUGACGCAGGCAGGGCCGUCUUCAGCUCACAUUUGCGAAGGAAUGACGCAGGCAGGACCACUUUCAGCUCACAUUUACGAAGGGAUGACGCAAGCUGGAACUAUUUCAGCUCACACCCACGAAGAGAUAAUGCAGGCAGCACCGUUUUCAGCUCACACUUAUGAAUGUUCGAUGCAGGCAGGGCGAUAUUCACCUCACACCCACGAAUCGAUGAUGCAGGCAGGAUUAUCAUCAGCUCACACUCACGAAUUGAUGCUGCAGGCAGGACUGUCUUCAGCUAACACUCAAGAAGGGAUGAUGCAGGCAGGAUCUUCCUUAGUUCAAAACCGAAGUCCAACUCUGAAUGAACAAAGAGCAGACGAAAAAAAGUCAUGGGGAAAGCAGGGGCCGUAUUCUGGUCAUUGUCUCUGGUCUCUCGUCUCUCGCAAGCUGGUCGCUGACUGCUAA